Pogoniulus pusillus (Red-fronted tinkerbird) is the source of this 4265-nucleotide messenger RNA. RefSeq names its product glycerol kinase (gene GK). Gene Ontology annotation, molecular function: glycerol kinase activity. The record is from RefSeq and is a predicted model, not a curated record. NCBI's taxonomy places the organism in Eukaryota, Metazoa, Chordata, Aves, Piciformes, Lybiidae. Gene Ontology annotation, cellular component: mitochondrion. The coding region runs from base 125 to 1810 and encodes 561 amino acids. The transcript has 21 exons. Gene Ontology annotation, biological process: triglyceride metabolic process; glycerol-3-phosphate biosynthetic process; glycerol metabolic process.
CGGCAGCCACGCGCGGCUGGCCGCGAGCCGCCGGGACGCUGUCGGUGCGGCCGUUAGCCGCUGGCUCGGGGAGCGAGCGCUGAGGGAGCCCGGCGGGCAGCGGAGCGGGCGGCGGAGCGGGCUCAUGGCCGCGUCAGACCGGAUGGUGCUGGCACCGCUGGUGGGCUCCAUCGAUCAAGGCACCAGUUCCACUCGUUUCCUGGUUUUUAAUGCAAAGACAGCAGAGCUCUUGAGUCACCAUCAAGUUGAGAUACAACAGAAAUUCCCUAGAGAAGGAUGGGUGGAGCAAGAUCCAAAGGAAAUAUUAAAGUCUGUCCAUGAAUGCGUGGAAAGGACGUGCGAGAAACUUCAACAACUGAACAUACCCAUCACUAACAUAAAAGCCAUUGGAGUCAGCAAUCAGAGAGAAACAACAGUGGUUUGGGACAAGACAACUGGAGAACCUCUUUAUAAUGCCAUUGUAUGGCUUGACCUGAGAACCCAGUCAACAGUUGAACGGCUUCUUAAAAGAAUUCCAGGAAAAAACAAAACCUUUUUUAAGUUUAAGACUGGUCUUCCACUUAGCACUUACUUUAGUGCAGUGAAACUCCGAUGGCUUUUGGAUAAUGUGGAAGAGAUUAAGCAUGCAGUUGAUGAGGGAAGAGCUAUGUUUGGGACUAUUGAUUCGUGGCUUAUAUGGAGUUUGACAGGUGGAAAGAAUGGAGGUGUUCACUGUACAGAUGUAACCAAUGCCAGUAGAACAAUGUUGUUCAACAUUCAUUCCUUGGAAUGGGAUCCUGAGCUCUGCCAGUUCUUUGAUAUUCCUAUGGAAAUACUUCCCAAAGUACGAAGCUCCUCUGAGAUAUAUGGUCUGAUGAAAAUCUGUCCUAGCCUGAAAUCUGGAGCUUUGACAGGUGUACCAAUUUCUGGGUGCUUGGGUGACCAGUCUGCUGCUCUUGUCGGGCAAAUGUGCUUUCAAGAUGGUCAGGCAAAAAAUACGUAUGGAACAGGUUGUUUCUUGCUGUGCAAUACAGGACAGAAGUCUGUAUUUUCUGAGCAUGGUCUUCUAACCACAAUAGCUUACAAACUGGGCAGAGACAAACCUGUUUGUUAUGCACUAGAGGGAUCUGUUGCAAUUGCUGGUGCUGUUGUUCGCUGGCUGAGGGACAAUCUAGGUAUUCUUAAGUCUUCACAGGAAAUUGAAAAACUGGCUGCGGAAGCAGGGACUUCUUAUGGCUGCUACUUUGUGCCAGCAUUUUCAGGACUGUAUGCACCAUACUGGGAACCCAGUGCAAGGGGUAUCAUCUGUGGCCUUACUCAGUUUACAAACAAAAACCACAUCGCCUUUGCUGCACUAGAAGCAGUCUGCUUUCAAACACGAGAGCUUUUAGAUGCUGUAAACAAGGACUGUGGGAUACCACUAAGUCAGCUACAAGUAGAUGGGGGAAUGACCAAUAACAAAGUCCUCAUGCAGCUCCAAUCAGACAUUCUCUGUAUUCCAGUAGUAAAGCCAUCAAUGCCUGAAACAACAGCUCUAGGAGCUGCUAUGGCAGCAGGAGCUGCAGAAGGUGUUGGAAUUUGGAGUCUGAAUCCUGGAGAUUUGACAGCAGUGACAUGUGAACGAUUUGAACCACAGAUCAACCCAGAGGAAAGUGAAUUUCGCUAUGCCAGAUGGAAGAAAGCUGUGAUGAAAUCUAUGGGCUGGGAGACGUCUGAAAGUCCUUCAAAUGGUGACCCUAGUAUCUUCUCUAGUCUGCCUUUGGGGUUUUUUAUUAUGAGUAGCAUGAUAAUGUUUAUCGGAGCAAAGUACGCCUCAGGUUCUGGUAAAUGAGACUACUUAGUGGACUCUAUGGAAGCAGCUGCAUUUCUUUUUGUUUCAUUUUGGUUUAUUGUCUGAAGAGAUUCCAGCACCAGUGUGAUUAUACUACUUGUGUGACUAAAUCCAUUCAUGAAUCCAUCUGUUGCCGGUCCCUGAGUAACCUCCCAGUGGUGCACUGAAACUUAAGUCUUCAGCCCUUCGUUACUCUCCUCCUUUCCCCAUGAACUCCAGCCACUCUGGAGGCCUUUGCAUGGACUAUCUCUCAUCAUCCUCUCAAAUUUCACAAGCCCUAGGUUUGUUUGAGAACGUUGGUAUAAGAAAACCCUGGAAUUUCUGAGGUGAUGUCAGAUAUUUAGCCAUCCUUUUCAGGCUCUUGGUACUUUAUACAACACACUAUAGGUGGUUAAUGAUGCACUGUAAAUCUUUGUAAACAUCUUACAACUCUUCCAGCUCCUGCUGAUAACCUUUCAUAUGUCUAUGGUUGCCAAAGAUGUUUUCAUAUAGUGACCACUAGUCUGAAACACCUUCAGUGGUACAAAUCUUUCAAACACUAGCUCAAAAUAUGUUAUCAGCAACAGACAUUGCUACUGGUUUGGCAAUGAAGAGGUUACUGCUGUGGUCCACAGAGUACUGUCGAAAUGGUCAAUGACAGGGUUGAAAAGCUGGGUUGCCUGCUGGCCUAAGUAGUCGGUUUGCCCAUUAUAAGUAUUCAAGACACUAAGUUCUGUAGCUAUACCUUUAGAAACAGGAGUAAACAGAUGUUCUGGGCAAGGUCAUGUUUGAUGCUGUACUCUUGUGUUAGUUUGGAAAGACAAAUUUGAUGCAGAGUGCUGUUGACAGGACAGCUUUUUGAUCCUCAGCAGCUGGUGACUCUUAAAAUUACUCUGUACAAUGCACUUUUCUUGACUAAUCCUGCAUAUAUUUUGUCAUCCUGCCUAGGGAUAUUUGAUUGACUAUUUGUUACAUUUUCGAAAGUUGAAACUAACUUAGUUUUCCUUACAAAGGGUCCACUCCAAAUUAAAUAUCAGUACUUUAGUUCUUGAUCUCAUUUAGCAUAUCUCAGGGACCAACAUUUCCCUUUCAAUUUCCAUGUCCGUUGUUGCAAAAUAGGCUGGGACAACCCAAAAGCUUGGCUUGGAAGAGCAAGCUCUUAGCAACUGAAACAGGCCACUGGAAUUUCACAGGCAAACUGUGUGACCACUGAGUUGCUUUUGCUUUGAAACUUUUUGUCCUCCACAGGUGAAGGAGACAAUAAUCUUUGUCCUCCACAGGUGAAGGAGACAAUAAUCUUUCAGCUUUCCUGUUUGUACCAACAGCAUGAUAAAUGCCAGCCUUGAUUGGUUAGGUCGCAGAAGAUGUGGGCUUGUAUCAUGUUAUUAGCUGAGUAUAGAAUGAUAGUGAGGUUCAAUGUGGGAACAAGGUGGAGAAUUUCAAAGCUGUGUUCAAAUGCACUAGGAGUUAAAGGGAGCUGUGUUUUUGUCUGUGUUUGUUCUUCAAAGAUUUUUGUCUUUGCAAGUUUGUUUCUCUUUGUUAAACUUUGUAGGCUUAGUUUCAAAACAAAAAGUUGUUCAAUGUGCAGAGAUUGCACAGAAGUUCAGGUUUCUACAAUAUUUAAUAGCAAAUCCAUAUUAAUUGCCUUUUUAUUAUUCAAGUGCAAUGACCUUUGAAAAUGUGACUUUUAAGAAGUUAGAGAAGGAAUGUUUUUCAUCCUCUGGUUGCAUGUAUAAAUCAAACAGAGGAGAUUUUUCUAUACAGGUGGAAAUAUAAAUAUCAUUCAAAUCCUGUAUCUCCUGUAAAUACUCACAUGUGAGGUGUGGCUACUAAAAUUUCAAGGAGUUUCCAGUUUGCUUUGGAGAGGUGAAGAAUGAGUGAAAAAUGGACAUGAACCCAUAGAAAUCCAAUCUUUAGACUCUUCAGUCUUACGCGAAGCUGUUGCUGAUACCACUUUACCCCGAGGAACACGAGUAACAGCAGCCUUUGGAGCACACAGGGUAAGGGCAGCACACAUCUCAGACACUGCACUUCUGAGGAUGACUUCUUGCCAAAAGCACUGAAGUACUGAACCUGGGAAUGAUUAAUGUUGAAGUGUCGCCUUUGCCAAUGAUGUAAGGUAGCACACAGUUAAGUAGAAGAGAGAUUUUUUUGCUGCUUUUCUGACUUAUCUUUUUUCUGAGAAACACAAUUCCUAUUACUUUUUCACUGAGCAAAAAAAAACCAAACCCAAAUCAUUAUUUUAUUUUCAAUUGCUGUUGCAAAUAUUUUUUAUGAAUUUCACACCACUGUUAUAACUUUCUACCAACAUAGAUAAAGUUUAUUGUAAACUGCGUGUUGGGGGGAGGGGACAAAAUCUUUAAAGUUAGCUUUUUUGUGAAGCUGUGAUUUAUUUUUUUUCUAUAAAUUGCCAGAUUUAUAAAUUCUUACUUGAGAAAUGUAUUAAUUUGGUAUUAAAAUACCACACAUGAACUGA